Molecule: messenger RNA, 2036 nt
Organism: Centropristis striata (black sea bass)
Lineage: Eukaryota; Metazoa; Chordata; Actinopteri; Perciformes; Serranidae
Product: heart- and neural crest derivatives-expressed protein 1-like
Exons: 2
Coding region: 327-902 (191 amino acids)
Biological process (GO): heart development; regulation of transcription by RNA polymerase II
Molecular function (GO): DNA-binding transcription factor activity, RNA polymerase II-specific; RNA polymerase II transcription regulatory region sequence-specific DNA binding; protein dimerization activity
Source: RefSeq, a predicted model, not a curated record
UUCACCGGGGUCAAAUUUCUUGGGCAAAUCAGAGCAGCCUCUUCGGUAACCGAUCGCAAGAAAGAAACAAGUGGAGCCCGAUUUCUUCUCUGGAAUUAUAAACUUUUUCACGGCCUCGGCUGAAGAAGUCGCCUUCAGAAUGACGACGAUGUAAAAAUCGGUGGCUAUAUCCGGCUCGACUCGUUAAUGCAUUUAAGGGAAUACAUAUUUAAGUAUUGAAUGAGUUCGGUUGGCUUUCGAUCCCCGAGCAGAGACCGUUUUGGGGCAGCACCGGAGAGGGACCGAGGGACAACACGGCAACGAGCACAUUUGUUACCCCGCUCAACAUGAACCUCAUCGGGGGCUACCAGCAUCACCACCACCUGAUGCACGAACCCUUCCCGUUCGUCCAGCGGUGUCACCAGGAUGCACCCUACUUCCAGAGUUGGGUGGUGAACCACGGCGAGAUGCCCCCGGACUUCCAGCUCCAGGCGCCCUACCCGGCCGCGGAGCACGGGGCGCCCGGAGUGACGCACGACGCCCGGCUGGAGGGGCUCCAGGCGGGGAUGGGGAAGAGGAGGACGUCGGGGCCGAAGAAGGAGCGCCGGCGGACGGAGAGCAUCAACACAGCUUUCGCCGAGCUGAGGGAGUGUAUCCCCAACGUCCCCGCGGACACUAAACUGUCUAAAAUUAAAACUUUACGCCUGGCGACCAGUUACAUCGCAUAUCUGAUGGACGUCCUGGCCAAAGACACCGGGGAGACGGAGGGCUUUAAGGCCGAGAUUAAGAAAUUUGAAAACCGGGAUCUUAAGAGGAAACGAGAGCUGAAUGACGGCCUGCAGGAGUCUUUGGGAGCCGAGAAGAAGGUAAAGGGCCGGACCGGGUGGCCGCAGCAGGUCUGGGCUCUGGAGCUCAACCAGUGACCCUCUAAAGAAAAAACCUCCUCACAGACUCUGGAUUCAAAUCAGAUAAAACCACUGACUGACUUUACCUAUACACACCGCUGUGCGCGUGCAGUGAUGCACAGAAAGAGAGAAUGAAAGGACAACAUGCAGGUGAAAACACCUCACGGACACUUUGUUGAUCUUCUUCUCUCCCGGUGUGGUUUGAAAUCACAGAUCUGACUGUAGGCGUUUGAUAUUUGUGGUAUUUCUACUUUUUUGAUGUUUCCACCCCUCCAGUACUGUAGACCAGAUGUUGCCACGGUGUCAAAAAACAUCUGUCUCCCCUAAAAAUGUGUUUUUAUCUGGCGUCGAGCGGUGGUGUUUUCCACCUCUGAUGGCGCUGGAGCAGAAAAUAAAUACAUUUUAACACAUGUCAUGUGGAGUAAAUGCGGAGUGUGUUGUGGUCCGAGAGGAACGCCAUGUAGAGGUGCAAAAAUGAAACCAUUUUUAACUUUAUUUAAUUUCAGCCCUGCUUUCAUGCCGUUUAUUCCUGCCUGGGAAUUUUUAAGGGAAUUUAUCACAAAUCACUGCUCCGAAGAAUAUUUAUAUAUCAAUUUCAGAGUGAGCUACACGGAUAUUUUAGUCCAAUCAGAAAGCGGUUAUGACGCUCAGUUAUCUUAUAAUAAUUUGACUUUAUUUAUAACUUAAAUUGUUGGCAUACUUUACAUUUUUGACGCGUAAAAUUUAAUGAUCUGUUUUUAUUUCCUUCAGUUAUUGAGAUACGUGUUUGAUUUUAUUUCAUUACUCAGUAUGGCCUGAAAGUUUCGAUAGUUUGUAAAAUUUCAGCUGCAAAAAAAACAAGACACCACACGUGCAUGACUUCGUGUUAAAAUAAAAAUAAAUUAUAUAUUAAAUAACACUUUAAGAAUCAAUAAAUGAAUGCCCAGGCAGGUAAAAUAAAUUAAAAUAAAAUAAAAAUGAAUACAGGAUGAAUUUCCUACCGUGGUGUGAGGACGAUCCCAGAGGAAACGCAUUUUUAAGGGGAAACUUUUUUUUCUUUUCUGGCACCGUUUCCUCCCACUGAUUUUGGCGCAGUCAGAAUAUUUAAAAUAUUAUUAAUCAAGUAGCCUAUUUCCGGUCAGAUAUGUUACAAAAAAAACAAAAAAACAAAAA